Ustilaginoidea virens is the source of this 2277-nucleotide messenger RNA. RefSeq lists its product as uncharacterized. Gene Ontology annotation, cellular component: VCP-NPL4-UFD1 AAA ATPase complex. The record is from RefSeq and is a predicted model, not a curated record. The transcript has a single exon. The coding region runs from base 1 to 2277 and encodes 758 amino acids. Gene Ontology annotation, molecular function: polyubiquitin modification-dependent protein binding. NCBI's taxonomy places the organism in Eukaryota, Fungi, Ascomycota, Sordariomycetes, Hypocreales, Clavicipitaceae.
AUGGCGGGGCCAUCAGCUUUCCGCUGGUCGGGCUCGUUCAAAGUCCUCCCCAAAGAAGCUACGUCGGCCAAGAACCUUUCUGGAGAUAAAAUCAUCCUACCGCAGUCCGCGCUAGAACAGCUCCUGGCAGCAGCGCCGUCUCAAUCUGUGCCAGCAUCUGGCGUCGCAGCUCAGGAUCCUUUCAGCCAGUACAGGCCCAAUCGCUUCGGGUUCGGAGAGCGCCAGCAGUUGCCACACCCGUUGACGUUCAAAUUAGUCAAUCCCCAAAACCACAACGUAAUUUUUGCCGGCAUCCGGGAGUUCUCUGCUGAAGAGGGGACGGUCGGCUUGAGCCCCUUCCUCUUUGAAGCCCUGGGCAUAGAAUACGAUCAAAGAGCCCCUCGGGACGGAAGUGAAACGCGCGACACCCAUGAUGCAGACUCUCAAACUGCCGUAUCGUCUGCGAUGAUAGAGCCAAAUCAAGUAACGGUCCAUGCGUUGCUCGUUCCCAAAGGGUGCUAUGUUCGGCUUAGGCCCCUGGAAGCAGGCUACGAAGGUGACUGGAAAUCCUUGUUAGAACGUCAUCUCCGGGAAUAUUUCACAUGCCUCACCAAGAAUUCCAUGCUCUCGAUCCGUGGUGCCAGGGCCGAGACCUUCAAGUUUCUCGUCGACAAGGUGCUGCCCGAGGGUAAUGGCAUCUGCGUCGUUGACACCGACUUGGAGGUGGAUAUUGAAGCUCUUAACGAGGAACAGGCCAGAGAGACAAUCCGACGGCAGAUGAUGGCGCAAGAAGUAAACGAACUGUCUGGAGCAAUAUCCAAGGGCGGCAACCUGGACAUUUGGAAGGACGUGGCAGGUAAAGUGCAACCUGGUGGCUACGUCGAUUAUACACUACCUUCCUGGGACCGCUCGCAAAGCCUCAUCAUCACCCUGAGUGGUAUAGCACAGGAAGAUGGUCUCGAUGUCUUUGUCACACCAAGAUCUUCGAGACAAAGAGCGCUACCUAGGGACACGACGCAUGUUUUUGGAAAUUUUUACGCCGCAGAGCAUGGGACUAAAGCGAUAGCCAUAUCGAGCACAAACGUGGAGAUGGAUGGGGCCGAGUCAAUUCUCAUUUCUGUACAUGCUCCCCGCAUCUCGCAGGAGCAAAGGGAGAGCGAACCACUUACCUUCACCAUUCGAGCCAAGCUCGGGUCACAGGUGGCCAAAUCACAACUGGACGCGAUACAUCACGACUCGAAUGAAGAGCAAUGCGGGAAUUGCCACCAGUGGAUCCCCAAAACUACAAUGGUUUUGCACGAAAACUUCUGCCGAAGAAACAACACCUCUUGCCCCCGUUGCCGAGCCGUCUUCAAAAGGAACUCUGACGAGUGGAACUCUCACUGGCACUGUGAUUACGAUUCAGCCAAGGGCAAUUCAUUGUUUGGUAAGACCAAACACGACAUUGUCUUUCACAAGAUGCGACAAUGCCAGGACUGCGAGUUUUCGACCAACUCGUUGGUGGAUUUAGCGAGACACCGGACUUCUGACUGCCCGGCGAAACUGAUCCUAUGCCGAUUCUGCAAUCUGGAGGUUCCCCAGGAAGGAGAUCCAUCGAACCCCUCCCCCGAAGCCAUACUGACUGGCCUUACGGCUCACGAGUUGGCCGAUGGCGGUCGUACCUCCGAGUGUCAUUUGUGCGACAAGAUUGUUCGACUUCGGGACAUGGAAACGCACAUGAAACACCACGAGCUUGACAAGGUUAGCAGAGAGAAACCAGCCAUAUGCCGCAAUGCCAACUGUGGCAGGACAAUACAUGGCGUCGGGCCAAGGGGGCAAGUCGGCGCAGGCGCAGGCGCAGCACAAGGUCAAGACCCGGGCAAUCAUGUUGGACUCUGCGCGAUAUGUUUCGGUCCACUGUACGUGAGCAUGCACGACCCGGAGGACAGAGCUCUCAAACGAAGGAUUGAGAGGAAAUACCUGGGGCAAAUGAUGACUGGGUGCGGAAAACGCCAUUGCCGAAAUGAAUGGUGCAAGACCGGCCGGGCCCACGGGGGUCUCGAGGCCAAGGGUUGCUCGGCCUCUGCCAUUUUACCGUUGGUGAAACCACUGGUAGCCAUGGUGUCCGACUCGAGGGGCAAGAUGUACUUCUGCGUCGACGAGUCGAGUCAAGAACGACGCAAACUCGCAGAGUCUCUGGCCACGGAAAAGGUAUGGGACCUGGAGUGGUGCGUUGCAGCGGCAGAGGCUGAGAAGGGCGACUUGGAAAGGAUGAGGAAUUGGCUGCAGGCAUGGGCGCCGCGCCAUAGACGCAGUUGA